UUUGUUACGAAAUACGAAAUUAAUGAUUAUAAUUUGUAAAUAGGAAUAAUAAAUCAUAAAUUUUAUACUAAUAAAACAUCAAGGUAAUUGAAAUGCCGAAAUAGAAAAUUACCUACUGUAUCAAAUUAGCAUAAUACGCUUUUUAUUACUACGAAACCAAGGAAGGGAAGCAGUCACAAUGGUUUUAUGCCGGGUAAAUUCGUUAAAUAACUUACUAAUGACACGAAUUUCUACACAUGCAAGAAAUGUGUCGACUACCCGAUUGUCUGGUGAUAAUACUCAGGAUAAGGUAAAAGGAAAAUAUGAUAUUAUCAUUGCCGGCGGAGGAAUGGUCGGGUGCACCUUGGCCUGUGCUAUGGGUAAAAACUCACUACUGUCAAAAUUAAAGAUUCUUCUCCUUGAGGGUAGUCCUGAUAAAAAGUUUGUGUUGAAGCCUGAAUAUAGCAACCGAGUGGUGGCUUUGAACCAAAACACCAAGUCACUGAUGAACUCUAUAGAUGUGUGGCCGCAUGUAGAGAACAUGAGACUUCAACCUGUCAGGCAUAUGCAAGUAUGGGAUGCUUGUUCUGAAGCCUUAAUAUCUUUCAGCAGUUCUGACAUCUUGGAUGACGAUGUAGCUUACAUAGUAGAGAAUGACGUGCUCUUGGAAGCCAUUAACAAAGAACUGAAGUCUAAUGCAAUACAGAAUGUUGAUAUAGUCUAUGGUGCUAAGAUAGCAGGCUAUGAUUCACCGAAGGCACUAGGAAGAGAAAUGAGAAAUUUAGUCAAGAUGGAGAAUGGAGAUUGCUAUAGCUGUGAUUUAUUGAUCGGAGCCGACGGAGUCAACUCGAAAGUCCGUCAAUCGAUGGGAGUGCAGUACGUGUCGUGGGACUACGACCAGAUGGGCGUUGUGGCGACUCUACAUCUAGCAGAGGAGUGCGAGAACACGACCGCGUGGCAGCGCUUCCUUCCGUCGGGUCCGGUGGCACUGCUGCCGCUCAACUCGACCACCAGCUCGCUCGUGUGGUCCAUGGGCACGGCGCAGGCGAAACACGUGCUCUCGCUGUCGGACGAGAGCUUCGUCGACGAGCUCAACGAUGCACUGUGGAAGCAGUACCCGCGCAGCAGCGCCGUGGACGCGUGCGUGUCGUGGGUGGGCGCGGCGCUGCGGCGGGCGGGACUGCCCGACGGCGCGCAGAGGCAGCUGCCGCCGAGCGUGCGCGCCGCCGCGCCCGCGUCCCGCGCCGCCUUCCCGCUCGGCUUCGGGCACAGCGCGCGCUACGUGGCGCCCGCCCGCGCGCUCGUCGGGGAUGCUGCGCAUAGAGUUCACCCCCUGGCCGGUCAGGGGGUGAACCUUGGCUUCGGGGAUGUGAAAGACCUCACGCAGUUCCUAUCCGAUGCUUUGUACGCGGGAUUGGAUAUCACGCACCCCAGUCCGCUGGAGAAGUACGAGAGCGGCCGCCAGCGCCACAACGUGCCCACGCAGCUGGCGAGCGACGCGCUGUGCCGCCUCUACUCGCUGCAGCUGGUGCCCGCCGUGCUGGCGCGCAGCGUCGGCCUGCAGCUCACCAACGCCUUGCACCCCAUCAAGAAAAUGAUCAUGUCUCACGCAACGACGUAAAUGCAAUAGAAGAUAUGAAAUGUAUUGAAGUUGAUUUUAUUAUCUGUUAAUUAAACGAGAAUAGAUAAGGUUUGUUUUGUGGUUUGUAUUAUUUAUAAGAAACUGUGGUGUAAGAUUGUUUAAACUGUAAAUAAAUUAUUUUGUUAAUUAUUA
Bicyclus anynana (squinting bush brown) is the source of this 1753-nucleotide messenger RNA. It is a transcript of the gene Coq6, whose product is annotated as ubiquinone biosynthesis monooxygenase COQ6, mitochondrial. Gene Ontology annotation, cellular component: mitochondrion. The record is from RefSeq and is a predicted model, not a curated record. Gene Ontology annotation, molecular function: FAD binding; oxidoreductase activity, acting on paired donors, with incorporation or reduction of molecular oxygen, NAD(P)H as one donor, and incorporation of one atom of oxygen; 2-octaprenyl-6-methoxyphenol hydroxylase activity. The transcript has 9 exons. Gene Ontology annotation, biological process: ubiquinone biosynthetic process. Bases 179 to 1600 code for a protein of 473 amino acids. NCBI's taxonomy places the organism in Eukaryota, Metazoa, Arthropoda, Insecta, Lepidoptera, Nymphalidae.